AAAUCGUCUCACAUGCCACACUUCAUGAAACACUGGUUAACAGGACUGACUUCUGCACUGCUCCACGUCUUGUGGAUAGAGAUGGUUCCAUUUCCUCCUCUUACUUACAUGUAGGUAUGGAAGAUAAAGGUGACCCGAGCAGUGUGGAGGCACCUGAGACUAUCACACCCACAAGGAAGGGCUUCAGCCAAACCCGGGGAUUUGGAAGAACCACUGUUGCUAAGCGAGAGGGUGCGGGAGACAUGGAGGCAGGCUCGCUGGGGCAGCAACCCCCACGGCAGCACAGCCUGGCCCUGGGACACACUGGAAGGCAGCCACAGCGCACCGAGCAGGUGGAGGAAUUCCUUACAGCAGCUCAGCACCAAGCAAGACAGAAUGUUCCUGUCUCCCUUGCGGAUUCCAGUGAGCCAACGUCUUGUCCAGUGCCGGAUGUUGAAACUGCCUUGGAAGGCACCGUAGGAAGUACCUCUGAGAUGAAAAGUGGCCCCCACUCUGGUUCCUUGAGUGUACAGGAGCGACCUGCCUCUUCUGGAAAGGCCACAGGAGGAGAGGACAAGGAGGAUACCUCCAACAAUGACAGUGACAUCCUGACUUUGAAGGAGCUUCAGAAUCACCUUUGGAGAAAGCGAGAGCAAGAGCCACCUGACAGGCCCCUGAAAGGCAUCCAGAAUCACCUGAGAAAGAAGCGUCGGGAGGAGAAUCCCACGGAAACUGUGCAUGUCGAGGCAGGCAGUGCUGUCGAGAAUGCUCCGCCCAGCAAGCAAGAGCCAGAGACUGUCCACAGGGUUGUGUCCCAGGCAGUGACCGAUGACCAAGAGAUGCACCGUUCUGCAAGUGCAGGAUGA
Molecule: messenger RNA, 845 nt
Organism: Galeopterus variegatus (Sunda flying lemur)
Lineage: Eukaryota; Metazoa; Chordata; Mammalia; Dermoptera; Cynocephalidae
Product: death-inducer obliterator 1-like
Exons: 3
Coding region: 117-845 (242 amino acids)
Source: RefSeq, a predicted model, not a curated record